UCUUUGUUUCCUGCAACCUUAUUUACCCUCUUGCUGCUCAACCACACUUUCCGAUUCACGAAGGCGGCUGCACUUUACGGCCAAUCAGUCCUCACGGACGUUACGCACUUUACGUAGAGCCACAAUAAUACCCUUAGUACGGCCUGCGUGCGCUGAGCGUGGUGAAGGAAGGAGGCAGCGCUUUGUGUGUGGCUAGUGUCUGCGCCAAUCACAGCCCGCGGAGGAACGAGCGCCGGCGGGCGGGAGCCAGUGGGAUAACGGUAUAUAGAGCCGGGGGGCGUGGUCUUGCGCGGCGGCGGCGGCGGGUGACAGGUCGAGCGAACCGCGAAUGGCGGAAUAAAGAGCGGGAGCGGUGAAGACAUGAGGCGGAGACACCGUGGAGGAGGAGGAGCGGACACCGGGAAAGCAGAGUGUUCAGCGGGAUCUUUUUGCGAGACAUGGAUCGAUGUAAACAUGUUGGACGUUUACGCUUGGCACAAGACCACUCCAUACUGAAUCCACAGAAGUGGCGCUGUGUGGACUGUGAUACAAGAGAAUCAGUGUGGGCAUGUCUUAAGUGUUCACAUGUGGCUUGUGGGAGGUAUAUUGAAGAGCAUGCCUUGCGCCACUUUGAGGAAAGCAGGCACCCUUUGGUUAUGGAGGUGCAUGAGCUAUAUGUAUUUUGCUACUUGUGUCAGGACUAUGUAUUAAAUGAUAACCCAGAGGGUGACCUAAAGCUACUGAGAAGUGCCCUUUCUGCUGUACGGAGUCAAAAGCAGGAAGCAUUAAGUCGAAGAAGCUUAAGGUCACAAACCACAGCAAUUGAAGGGUCUGUAUGUCCUAGAUCAUCACAAGGGCAGCCACUGAUGCUUACAGCAUUACGUCACAGACGCCAAACUUUGCUGGCAAAGGCACUAAGACUUUGGUUUGAAAAAUCUUCUAGAGGACAGCUGAAAUUGGAAGAAGGGAAACAGCAAGCAGAACUUGAGAAGAAAAAAGAAGAGGCUAGGUUAAGGAGACAGGAGGUAAAACGACGCCUGCUAGAAGAACUUGCAAACACACCUCCCAGGAAAAGUGCCCGUCUACUGUCACAUACGCACAGGGAUAGCCUUAUUCCUCGUAAAUUCAGGGACAUGACAACCAGCAGUUCUGCUUCCAGGAAGGAAGCUCAAAGACGCUUUAACCAGCUGUACUCCAUUAAGCCUACUGUGACUCCUGGAGUAACAGGGCUUCGCAAUCUUGGAAACACCUGCUAUAUGAACUCUAUACUGCAAGUGCUGAGCCACCUGCAGAAGUUCAGGGAAUGCUUCCUCACCCUGGACCCCUGUGAAAAAGAAGAACUAUUGACAAAUAAAGGCCCCAAUGGCAAGCACCGUACGGGUAACAUUGGUUCUGGGUACCCAUCUGGGGGCCUUGGAUUAAAUGGUGGGGGGUCAUCAAUUAAAAAAAGCCUAGAGCUAAUACAAGCCAAGGAACCCAGCACCAAACAACUGUCCCUUUGCCAUGAACUGCACACCCUCUUCCGUGUAAUGUGGUCGGGGAAGUGGGCGCUGGUUUCGCCCUUUGCCAUGUUGCAUUCAGUGUGGAGUCUAAUCCCAGCUUUCAGAGGAUACGAUCAGCAAGAUGCCCAAGAGUUCCUUUGUGAGCUGCUGGACAAAGUGCAGCAAGAACUGGAGUCUGAAGGCAGCAAGCACAGGAUACUUAUCCCCAUCUCCCAAAGGAAGCUUACCAAACAGGUGCUGAAGGUAGUAAACACCAUAUUCCAUGGACAGCUGCUCAGUCAGGUUACAUGUUUAACUUGUAGUUAUAAGUCUGACACAGUGGAACCUUUCUGGGACUUGUCUCUGGAAUUCCCAGAGCGUUACCAUUGUCUGGAAAAGGGGAUUGCUCCAGUCACUACUACUGAGUGCACUCUUACAGAAAUGCUGGCCAAGUUUACAGAGACUGAAGCGCUGGAAGGAAGGAUCUACGCUUGUGACCAGUGUAACAGACUAAGGCGGAAAUCCUCCCCGAAGCCCCUUGUGCUGAGUGAGGCAAAGAAACAGCUUAUGAUAUUCAGACUACCUCAGGUCUUGCGGCUGCACCUUAAGCGGUUCAGGUGGUCUGGCCGUAAUCACCGUGAGAAAAUUGGAGUCCAUGUGUUCUUUGACCAAGUGUUGAACAUGGAACCAUACUGUAGGGGUUCAUUGUCUCCCUCUGAUCCAGGGACAUAUCUGUAUGACCUGUCUGCAGUAGUAAUGCAUCAUGGUAAAGGGUUUGGUUCCGGACACUACACUGCAUACUGCUACAACACAGAGGGCGGAUUUUGGGUUCAUUGCAAUGAUUCCAAACUGAACAUGUGCUCUGUCGAGGAAGUGUGCAGGACACAGGCCUACAUACUUUUCUACACUCAACGGAGUAAUCCACAGAAUGGUGUGCAAAGCAACAACACACAGAAUGAUCCAAGGAUUCCUGAUCUUCUCUUAUCACCUCAAGCUCCAUCCAGUCCCCAGGAGCCUGGCAGGCGGAUAACUGUACCCUGACACCACUAGCACUGGCACAUUUCCAUUUGUUUUGGGGAUUUUUUGGCCGAUGGGAUUUUUUUAAUUCUUUAGACUGAUUCUUAGCUGUGUUUGUUUUUUAUUCAUUUUGUCAGAGUAGCAACAGAAGACUGGCAAUGUGACCAAUCUGCCCUUAUAAUAGGAACCCAGCAAAUGGCACGGGAUCUCCUAUGUGUGUCUGUGUAAGGGAAGUACAUCUUUCCAGAUAUUCAUUGACCUAGUUUAAUACCAAGAUCUAGCAUUAAACGUGGUUAUGCCUUGUUUUCGAUUACUUCAUCUGUAGAAGAUGCAGAAGAGGGAGUGCAGCUUCAGUCAUCAGUGCAAAAGAUAGUACAUUCACUUUUCAAUGACAUCGUAAAUCGCAUCCAGUGUGUCUUCUGUUAUUCAGUGGGAGGUUGAUUCUUCCAAAGCUGGAACCUGAAUGAUCUGUUAAAUCUGGUUUGUUUUCAGCAAAAGUGUAUGACUACAAAAGGAAGGGUUUGUUUCAUCAUGGCAAAAAGGUGUGUAGUCCAUGUCGGCAUUAUGAGGCCAUUUUUAUUUUUAAACUUUUUUUUUUUUUACACCGGUAUGUCUGUCUCAAGAUUUUAAAGUAGUGUCCCAUCUCAAUUUUAAAUUAGAUUAGCAAAAUAAAAUGUACACUGAUCUUAUCUGAAAAACGCAAAUUAGACGUAAAAUUCUGAAAUUGAGAAUGUAAGUUUGGUGACUUUGAUGCAUAAGCACAUGAUCAUGAAUGGUCUCCAAUAGCUUUAAAGUACACCCACAGUAAUCCCUGUAAGCUUUAAUUUUUGAGUGUAGAUGAUUCGCAGAGUCCUCCUUUCUGAUCUCCAGCAUCACAGCUAUCCAAGCUGUACACAACAGCAUUUGAGCGUAAGGCUACUUUCAC
This is a messenger RNA of Bufo bufo (common toad), 3402 nucleotides long. It is a transcript of the gene USP49, whose product is annotated as ubiquitin specific peptidase 49. Bases 438 to 2501 code for a protein of 687 amino acids. NCBI's taxonomy places the organism in Eukaryota, Metazoa, Chordata, Amphibia, Anura, Bufonidae. Gene Ontology annotation, biological process: protein deubiquitination. Gene Ontology annotation, molecular function: zinc ion binding; cysteine-type deubiquitinase activity. The record is from RefSeq and is a predicted model, not a curated record. Gene Ontology annotation, cellular component: cytoplasm. The transcript is spliced from 6 exons.